Ostrea edulis (European flat oyster) is the source of this 2191-nucleotide messenger RNA. RefSeq names its product pterin-4-alpha-carbinolamine dehydratase-like. The record is from RefSeq and is a predicted model, not a curated record. The coding region runs from base 1399 to 1809 and encodes 136 amino acids. Lineage: Eukaryota; Metazoa; Mollusca; Bivalvia; Ostreida; Ostreidae. Gene Ontology annotation, molecular function: 4-alpha-hydroxytetrahydrobiopterin dehydratase activity. Gene Ontology annotation, biological process: tetrahydrobiopterin biosynthetic process. The transcript is spliced from 4 exons.
CAGGGGGCGCCACUUUAUGAGGCAGGGGGUCUGGGUCAAGUCCUGGAUUUUAUAGGACUUGAAAUAUGUCUCCUAUUUAGUCUUUUAUACUAUUUUCUAUCAUUUUUAAUCAGGUGAAAUUAAUAAAAUGACGCAAAUUUAAGGGUUUUUUUUUGGGGGGGGGGGGAAUUAAGUUCUCCAAAUAAAGUAAUUCAAGAAAUCAAAAGAUUUUACCAUUUAUUUCUCCGGGAGUGAAAGAAAGUAUUGCUUCUUUUAUCGUUUAGUACAUUUUUCUGAAAAAGACACCACGAUUUACCUUAAAUUUGAAAAUUUUAGGGGGGGGGGGGGUAUGGAGCGCCAAAUUAACAUAAACUCAAAUAAUUGAAGAUAUCUUCAAUUUGAAGAUAUCAUCAAUUCAUUUGAUGCGUGCAACAAUUUAAUUAAAGAUCUCUUCAAAUAAUUAAUGAUAUCUUCAAUUCUGAAUUAUUGCGCGCAUUAAUUGAAUUGAUGAUAGCAUUAAUUCUUCAGCUGAAUUGAUGCGCGCUUUAAUUGAAUUAAUGAUAUCUUCAAAUGAAUUAAUGAUAUCAACUAUUGAAUUGAUGCGCGCUACAAUUCAAUUGAAGAGAGCAAUAAUUGAUAUAAUGCGUGCAUUAAAUCAAUUGAUGAGAGCAAUAAUUGAAUUGAUGCGCGCAUUAAUUCAUUUGAAGAGAGCAAUAAUUCUUUUAGAGAGAGCAACUAUAUAAUUAAAGAUAUCUUCAAUUCAACAUAUCCAUAAUUGAAUUAAUGAUCUCUUUAAAUGAAUUGUUGCUCUCUUUAAAAGAAUUGAUGCGCGCAUUAAUUCCGUAUACAAAAGCAUUGUAAAUAAUUAAAGAUAUCUUCAAAUGAAUUAAAGAGAUCAUCAAAUUAUUUAUACCGAGCUCUAAAUUAAUUAUUGCGAGCAAUAUUUCUACUAAAUUGAUGCUCUCAUGAAAUGAAUUGAAGAGAGCAAUAAUUGAAUUGAAGCGCGGAUUAAUUCAUUUGAUGAUAGCAAUAAUUAUUUAAUGCGCGCAUUAAUUCAAUUAAAGGGAGCAAUAAUUGAAUUGAUAAUAUUUUCAAAUAAAUGAAGAUAUCUUCAAUUAUUUGAGUUUAUGUUAAUUUGGCGCUUCAUAGGGUGGGUGGGGGUGGGCUUAAAUCCGCCACUGCUAUUAGGAAGGUGACUCGGGUGAGCGUCAUGGUCCAUGAGCCUAUGUUUAACUACUUGUAGCGACGGUAAUAACAGGAAACUUAUUAAAAACAGUGACAUUGAAUCUCAUAGAGACUUGAGAGGGUUAAGAUGGUCUAAUUUCAUACAAUAAAGAUAGACCUAAAUGUAAUGUAGCAUAGACAUAAAGCACCGUAUUUGGAACUCUUUUACGCAUAGAAACUAAUAAAGGUCUAUCCAUGCUGCCAUUGAUUUAUCGGCAAGUCGGACUGUUGUGCGAGUCGUUGUGCAGGGAAAAGAGAGCAUUGUUUCUUUCUUCAAGUCGAUCUCUAAGUAAAAAAAUGGCAUCAAACCCCAAAAGAUCAAAACUGGAAACAGAUGAGAGAGAAGAUGCUUUGUCACCACUAAAGACAGCAGGGUGGACCAUGGUGGAAGGCAGAGAUGCAAUCUACAAAGAAUUUCUGUUUAAAGACUUCAAUGAGGCCUUUGGUUUCAUGACAAGAGUGGCAAUACAGGCAGACAAAAUGGACCAUCACCCAGAGUGGUUCAAUGUUUACAAUAAGGUGCAGAUCACACUCAGUACACACGACUAUGGCGGCCUGUCACACAGGGAUGUAACCCUUGCAAAUUUCAUAGAGAAGUGUGCAUAGUGGACAAUCUGACAAGAUGAGUCUUACUGAAUCUCAGCAGCAUUCCAUGGUCUAAAGUGUGAUGUGAACAAAACCUUUUAUUGUCCGAUGUAUUUAACCUCUGUGUUGUUGGUGGUGUAGGUUAGAGGCUUGCAUUGAUGUAAAGAACCAGUUCAGUGAAUCUAAUCCACUGUUUACAUACAGUGUGCCAGGUGUACUUACUAGUGAUUAUAGUGGAGGAGAUUCUUUUAUGUAUUAUAGUUUUUUGAAGACAGUAUUAACAGAUAUAAAAAUUCAUUGUACAAGUUUUCAUUUCAUACAUAUACCAAGCGGUAAAAAUAAGUGAGAAAUCAAUUUCUAUGUGUAUGUGUAGAUUUCAAUUAAAAGAUCAGGAAAAGAUUGA